Messenger RNA from Meriones unguiculatus (Mongolian gerbil), 1334 nucleotides. It is a transcript of the gene Csf3, whose product is annotated as colony stimulating factor 3. Lineage: Eukaryota; Metazoa; Chordata; Mammalia; Rodentia; Muridae. Gene Ontology annotation, cellular component: extracellular region. Gene Ontology annotation, biological process: positive regulation of cell population proliferation; positive regulation of myeloid cell differentiation; immune response. The record is from RefSeq and is a predicted model, not a curated record. Bases 69 to 704 code for a protein of 211 amino acids. The transcript is spliced from 5 exons. Gene Ontology annotation, molecular function: cytokine activity; growth factor activity.
UGUAUAAAGGCCCCCUGGAGCUGGGCCCUGGCAGAGCCUGGAGCUACAGCCCAGAUCACCCAGAACCCAUGGCUCAACUUUCUGCCCAGAGCCGCACAAAGCUGAUGGCCCUACAGCUGCUGCUUUGGCACAGCGCACUGUGGCCAGGACAGGAGGCCAUUCCCCUGGUCUCCGUCAGCCCUCUGCCAUCAUCCCCGCCUUUGCCCCGGGCCUUCCUGCUGAAGUCCUUGGAGCAAGUGAGGAAGAUUCAGGCCAGAAACUUGGUGCUGCUGGAGCAGCUGUGUGCCACCUACAAGCUGUGCCACCCCGAGGAACUGGUGCUGCUCGGCCACUCUCUGGGUAUCCUCCAGGCUCCCCUGAGUGGCUGCUCCAGCCAGGCCCUGCAGCUGACAAAGUGCCUAAGCCAACUCCACAAAGGACUCUUCCUCCACCAAGGCCUCUUGCAGGCCCUUGCAGGCAUUUCCCCUGAGCUGACCCCCACCUUGGACAUGCUGCAGCUGGAUGUUGCCAACUUUGCCACCACCAUCUGGCAGCAGAUGGAAAGCCUGGGGGUGGCCCCUGCUGCGCAGCCCACCCAGAGCACUGCCAUGCCAACCUUCACGUCUGCCUUCCAGCGACGGGCGGGAGGCGUCCUGACCACUUGGUACCUGCAGAGCUUCCUGGAGGUGGCUCAUUCUGCUCUGCAGCACUUGACCUCGCCCUGAGCAAAGCCCUUUCAACAGCCAGUUUAUUUAUCUAUUUAAUAUUUAUGCUUAUUUAAGCCUAUAUUUAAAGACAGAGAAGAGAGACUGGAGCUCCAGGCUUCUCGGUCCUUCUCUCCACUUGUGAGUUUGGUUCUCCUGCCUCGUGAGCAGUGAGAGAAAGCUCUCACGUCCUCCCGUGGAGGACAGGAGGGAGCUGGGUAAAUACCAAGUAUUGACCCCUGAUGUUGAUCCAGGACCCCAGUUCUGUGGCGGCACCCAAAAGAGCCACAGUGAGUCCCGCCUCUCCGAGGCACCUAGCUCAGGGGGCCCAGGCAGCUUAAGGAGGUCUCCCUUUUGGGGGGACAAGACAACCCUGUUUAAUAUUUAAACAGCAGUGUUCCCAAACACUGGGUUCUUGCAUCCUUGGACAAUCAGGCAGCAGGUUUCUGUCCGUGCAGGAAAGAAGUCCCUAGAGAAACAGUGGCAGCCAGGUCUGGCUCUGGAAUGUAUUAUUUUUUGUAGGGCCUUGCAGGCCUGGAACUGAGGGUGUAGGAGGGAAAGGGUAGGAGCCCUGUGGGGAGGGUACGGCGUCGGGGGAGGCCGACCUGUCUACCCCACUUGCUCAUUGUUAACCAACUUAAGGGUAAUAAA